Molecule: messenger RNA, 576 nt
Organism: Stylophora pistillata
Lineage: Eukaryota; Metazoa; Cnidaria; Anthozoa; Scleractinia; Pocilloporidae
Source: RefSeq, a predicted model, not a curated record
AUGCCACCUAAUUUUAAGGAGAAGUAUCCAAACACUAUUAUUAUCAUUGAUGCAACAGAACUUAGAAUACAAACCCCCUCAUCCCUUCUGAGGCAGUCCCAAAGCUAUUCCAGCUACAAGUCAACAAACACCUUUAAAAGCCUAAUUGGAGUUGACGCCAAGGGUGGGAUUGUUUUUGUUUCUCAGUUGUACAUCGGGUCUAUUUCAGACAAGGAAAUAGUGAUAAGGAGUGGUUUUUUGGAGAUACUUAAGAACAAAGUAGCAGUUGGAGAAAUACUAGCUGGUGAUGCUGUUAUGGCAGAUAAGGGUUUUGACAUAGGGGAUGAACUGAAAAAAGUUAAUCUGCGUCUCAACAUUCCCCCAUUCCUCUCAAACCAAUUUGCAUUCAGUGAGGGUGAUGUAGUAAAGACACAGACAGUAGCCCAGCACCAAAUCCACAUUGAGAGAGCAAUAGGAAAAGUUCACAGAUUUAAAAUAUUUUCCAGUGAAAUUCAGGUGACCAUGUUUGGGAUUAUCAACCAGAUAUGGACAGUGUGCUGCAUGUUGUCAAACUUCAUUGAGCCUAUUCUUGACUAG